Molecule: messenger RNA, 1992 nt
Organism: Rhipicephalus sanguineus (brown dog tick)
Lineage: Eukaryota; Metazoa; Arthropoda; Arachnida; Ixodida; Ixodidae
Product: membrane metallo-endopeptidase-like 1
Exons: 5
Coding region: 1-1992 (663 amino acids)
Biological process (GO): protein processing
Cellular component (GO): plasma membrane
Molecular function (GO): metalloendopeptidase activity
Source: RefSeq, a predicted model, not a curated record
AUGGGACCACCAAAUGGUUGCCGGAAGCAUGGCUACAACCUGGCACUGACCAGGGACCUGAGCGUUUCACCGUGCGAUGACUUUUACGCGCACACGUGCGGAAAUUGGAAUCGCCUGUACAGUGUGCCCAUCGCCAGCGUGAUGCGCCUGCAGGCCCAACGAGUGACCUACAAGGAACUGACGAAAUACGGUUCUGAAGCGGGGUCUGCGGCCGCCUUCUACGCCACCUGCGAGUUUCCCAAGAGCGGAAACGAGGAGGCGGCCUUGUCUCUCUUCGCCGUGUGGAAGCGCUCAGUGGGCCUUUUGUGGCCCGAGCGGCGUCAGACGGCCAAGGUGCACCCGCUUGGCACUCUGCUGAGACUCUCCCUGAACUGGAACGUAAACCUGCUGUUCACGGUCCGCAUCAACGCCGACCGAAGGAGACCAGGUCGCACCUUCUUCUUCGGCACGGGCACGCUGAACGAACGCCAGAGACGAAAACGUGGCAGUGACCGUCAGGAGGUCUUUGAGCAUAUCGUGGCCGACCACUGCAGAGUGCUGAAUGCAAGCGCGUCUACUGGCAACCUGACGCAGCUGAAAGCAGUCGUAGACGCUUUGUACGGCGUAGUCCUGAAGGCACGCACUUAUGACGCCAACACCGACCAGAUUUGGAUCCGACUGUCCGCCAUCGAUGAGUACAUGGCGGCGGUCAGUGGUGACCUCUGGCGCGAGCUCUUGUCCAACAUCCUCGCCCGCAGAAACGUUCAGGUGGAUCUCAACGACACGAUCGUGGUGCGUAGCGGCCGCCUUCUGUUGGCGCUCGACGAGAUCUUCACCGAGUACGCUCAGGAGCCCGAGAGUCUCCUGGAAGGCAUAUCGUGGCUCGUCAUCGAGCGCUUCCUCUGGGUCGCCGGCGAGGCACCGAGCCUCCGCUUCGGCGCGGGUGACUCGGCGUUGUUGUCGAAGAAGGCGGCCUGCAUCGACCUCGUCGACUCGCAACUCGGCCUGCGCAGCACGGCUGGUUGGUUACGCCGUCGCUUCAACGCCACCAACCGACUCGCCCUCGACACCUUCCUGGGCGGGCUGGUGCAGGCUCUCCGAGAUGGCCUCGCGGGUCUGUCCUGGAUCGACCGAGCGUCCUUGCAGGAGGCGACGCUAAAGCUGUCCAAUCUGAAGUUCGACGUAUUGCCAAUCUACGUGUUCUUCGGUGCCGACGGCAUGGUCGACCUGUUCCGCGACUUCGACGCGGUGGUCGACAAAGUUACGAGCUUCAUGGGGUACUUCAUAUGGUUCGCCAACAUCCUACGCCGCUACCUCGGCAGCAACCGCUAUGAAGGCGUCUACCAUAGGCGGCUCGCAGAUGUGGAUACCAGGCUGGCCGAGUACUUCUACUACACCAACUCGAUGCGGAUCUCCCUGGCCUCCCUGGAGCCGCCGCUGUACAGCAGCGACGGCACGUAUGCCAUGAACUACGGAGGUCUGGGAUCCUACGUCGCUCGCGAGCUGAGUCGUGUCUUGGACGACGUCGGCACUCUCGUCGACUUUCAAGGAAGUACGAGAACCUGGUGGGGGCCAACCACGUCGGCCGACUACAGGGACAGGCUCGCGUGCGAUUUCGACCCCGUGAGGCGUCUAAUAUACUUCAAUCGCAGCCCCGACGACGGCACUGCUGGCAACACCUCGGCCGGAGAAGGUGGCGACCUCCGACUGCAGUUGUUCCCGCACAUGCCCGCACUGGAGACCGCCUACCGUGCCUUCAAGCGUGCCGUUGCCUCAGGGCUAGAGAGCAAAGUCGGCGUGAUGCACUUGCCGAACCUGGAGGACUACACCGACGAGCAGGUGUUCUUCCUCACCUACUGUCACGCGCUGGGCGCGCCGGCGGGAGAGCGCCGCGCGCAGAGGCUCUGCAACGUGCCUCUCAGCAACUUCCGAGCGUUCGCCGAAGCCUUCGGGUGCCCAGUAGGUUCGCCCAUGAACCCGAAGAAAAAGUGCACCUUCUUCGACUCCUCGUAG